This is a messenger RNA of Dracunculus medinensis (Guinea worm), 1233 nucleotides long. The record is from the annotation of a GenBank genome assembly. Lineage: Eukaryota; Metazoa; Nematoda; Chromadorea; Rhabditida; Dracunculidae.
UUGAAGAGCCUUCACAGCCAAUAUCCUGACAUCACAUAUCUUUAUUCAAUAGGAAAAUCGGUUCAAAGACGAGAUUUGCUCGUUCUUGCAAUCUCCACUGAUCCUUCGCAACACACACCAGGCAAACCAGAGUUCAAAUUCAUCGGAAAUAUUCAUGGAAAUGAGGUAACUGGCCGUGAACUUUUGCUCAACUUGGCUGAAAGCCUUUUAAUGAAUUAUGGUCGAAAUAUUUAUUUAACUAAAAUAGUCAAUAUGACUCGAAUACAUAUAUUACCAUCGAUGAAUCCCGAUGGUCACAAACGUGCUAUAGAAGGUGACUACAAUGGUGUUAAGGGAAGGUUUAAUACAAAUGGUGUCGAUUUAAAUAGGAAUUUCCCACAUGGGCGAUCUCAUGGUAAUCAUCUUGGCCGUCGUAUACAACCUGAGACAUUUGCGGUCAUACAAUGGAGCAUUCCAUUCGUGUUGUCGGCCAGUCUUCAUGAUGGUUCUUUGCUGGUCAAUUUUCCUUAUGAUGAUUAUAUUAAUGAGCGGCGCUUCACAUCUCAUACUGGUGAUCAUGAAUUGUUUAUAAGACUUGCAUAUUCCUAUGCUCGAGCACAUGAAUUUAUGUGGAAAAAGGGACCUCGCUGUCUGUAUGAUUUCUACGACGAUCCACAGCUUGGAAUAACAAAUGGUGCUGAAUGGUAUCCAGUUGCGGGAGGUAUGCAAGAUUGGAAUUACUUGAACACAAAUUGUUUUGAAGUGACUAUUGAAAUGAACUGUCAAAAGUAUACAUUUGAAAAUCGCUUACAAAAACUUUGGAACGAACACAAAUUUGCAAUGAUUGGAUUCAUUAGCCAAGUGCACAAUACAAUUCAUGGAUUUAUCACUGAUUCAGUUACUGGAGAAGGAAUAGGAAACGUCGAGAUCAGAAUAACAAACGAAGCGAAAGUUAUAAAGUCAUCAAAAUAUGGCGAUUAUUGGCGUCUCAUCAAUCCUGGUUUAUACCAAAUGACUUUUCAAAGGCCAUUCUAUAAGACAGAAAGAAAGAUUAUUGAGAUUAAAAAUGAGCAAUCAUCACUUUUUCUGAAUAUUUCAUUACAAAGGUUAAAUCGACGCUUCCAAAAUGCUGAUCAAAACGCUUUGAACCUCAGGUCAGCAGUUCCUAAGUCUACUAUAUCGAUCAUUGUUCCCUUCUCUAUUGUAUUAUCUUACCAUUCUAUUUUUAGAAUUUUAAAUUUGUUGAUGGAAUAA